Molecule: messenger RNA, 5421 nt
Organism: Larimichthys crocea (large yellow croaker)
Lineage: Eukaryota; Metazoa; Chordata; Actinopteri; Sciaenidae
Gene: ehbp1l1b
Product: EH domain binding protein 1-like 1b
Exons: 25
Coding region: 532-4446 (1304 amino acids)
Molecular function (GO): protein binding
Source: RefSeq, a predicted model, not a curated record
CUCUCUCUCUCUCUCUCUGCCUGUCUGUCUGUCGUAAAGUGCCUGGAGGAAGGAGGGAGGCAGCAGAACUACAGUAUAUUACAACUAGGGCUGACUAAGUGUUGUCCUGUCUCCUUGUAGAUUACUGCCACAGACAGGAGUUGUCACUGAAAGCUUGCAGUUGUUUGGUUGCUUUAUAUCAGACUUUUAUGGGCUGUUUGAAUGACAGCGAGGCAGAAGGGCGGAAUCGGUUCCUCUUUGACUUCUAAGUGGCAGUCCUCUUACCUCAGAGCUCGCUCUGUUCUCUUCAUGGCGACAUAACUCCUUCUUUUUAAAUUUCCCAGCGUGAUUCAACUUAUUACCAAUGAGCGCGAGUCGCAGCGUGCGUGGACUUCAUCAUCAUCAUCGUCAGCAGCAGCAGCAGCAGGAGAAGAAGAAGAAGGAGACCUUUUAAGGAGACAGUGGAUAAAGUUGGAUUUUUGUCGCGCCUCGCAGACUUUCCUUUUCUUUCCUUUUCCUGUUUGUUGAGUUUUUAUUUCAGCACAGGAAAUCAUGACUUCGGUAUGGAAGAGACUGCAACGAGUUGGUAAGAAGGCUUCAAAGUUUCAGUUUGUAGCCUCUUACCAGGAACUCACUUUGGAGUGUACGAAGAAAUGGCAGCCAGACAAGCUGAGGGUGGUGUGGACCAGGAGGAACCGACGCAUGUGCUCUAAGCUCCACAGUUGGCAGCCUGGAAUCAAGAACCCCUACAGAGGCAUGGUGGUGUGGCCUGUCCCAGAGAACAUCGACAUCUCUGUUACACUGUUCAAGGAGGUCAGUGCUGAUGAGUUUGAGGACAAAGACUGGACAUUUGUCAUUGAAGGUGAGAACAAGGGGCAUCGUAAGGUGCUGGCAUCAGCAGACAUCAACCUGAAGCGGUUUGCCAGUCCCACGCCGACCCAGACUGACCUGACAUUGAAGCUGAAGCCGUUGUCUAUCAAAGUGGUGGAAGCCACGCUCAAGCUGUCGCUGUCAUGUGUAUUUGUUCGGGAGGGGAAAGCCACUGAUGAAGACAUGCAGAGUCUGGCCAGUCUGAUGAGCGUCAAACCUGCAGACAUUGGCAACCUGGAUGACUUCAACGAGAGUGAUGAAGAAGAGGACAAGAAGUCUGUCACUGCUACAGUAGUUCCACACACUUUGGUUCGUCCAAAUCGCCCUGCUCCUCCUCCACCCAGUCUGAAACAAACCGCCGUCACCUCAGCUGGUGGACAUGAUGCCAGUCCUGCUGUUCACUGCCGCCCCCCUCUGCCCAUCACUCCUCACCCCUCACCCCGACGCUGCCGCCACCCCAUGACCACCACCCCUGUACACUUAGAGAUCCAACCUUUCCCCAGGCCUUCCCCCCAGCCCUCACCCAGAUCUAAGCAUAAAACUCCUGAUUCUCUUCCCCCUUUUGAAUCGUUACCUAAUCCUCCAAGUUCCCAGAUCACAGCAGCUGCCUCCUCAGUCCAGAGCGCCUCCUUUAUCCUCCCUCUUUCUGAUGUGUCUACUGCAAAUCCUCCAUCCCACGAAUCUUCCAGUCCUUCCAUAAUCACACCUUCUUCCCUUCAUUCUCCAUCUGAGUCUGUGUCUACUUUACCUUUUGCUUCAGUUGAGCCUUCUUUAACAAUUAAAUCCUCCUCAAAUACCCCCUCUGAAGUGCCAACUCCCAAACCUUUCUGCCCUGCAUUGUCACCAUCUCAGAGCAUCAUAACAUCAUCCUCCACAGCUCCACAAAAGUCUUCUAUCACGGUACCCACUAUUCUGACCCAUAAGAUCACCUCUACUGCCUCCCAGCUUCUGCCACCCGUAUGCUCCUCUCCCCCAAACCCCACAGUUUCCUCUGAGCCUCCAUCCACUAACCCUCCAACCACCAGGAGUCUCUCUCAGCCUCCCUCUCUGCCCAGAAUCUUUCAGCCAGGCUCAGGAAAAGUUCCUGUUUCACAUCAACGGCGCCCACUGGAGGUUCAAACUACAGAUGAUCUUACUUCAGCCUCUGGCCGUUCUCACAUUUUCAGACCUCACAUCGUCAAGUCAAUCGCACGUCCCUCCUCACCCUCUCCUUUUUCUGCUGAUGCCCCUCCUCUUGCAUCAACACCUCCUCUCCCUAAAUCUCAGCCCUCUAUUGCAGAGUCAGGUGCCCAGGGGGCGUGGUUGACCUGCGGUGCUGACAUUACCCCUGUACCUCUGCUGAGUAGUCCUGACCUUGAUGCUCUCUGUGACCCCAUGGCUCCUGCCCUUGCUGCCUCCCUUCCACGUUCCUCUCCCCCUCAUUCCUCUUCUCUUUCCACCUCUGUUUUAUUCUCCUCUCUUCACCCUCAGCCCACUGUCUCUCCUUCUGCUCCUCCUGCUCAGAUCAGCUCCUGUCAGUCAGGCUCAACCUUUCCCUUCACUCAAGCUGAUAAGGAAUCAACUCAAAGCCCUCUGAGCCAGAAUAACCAGGCAGUGGCGAACAUCGGAAUAUCCAACCUACCACUCAAAACAGCCCAGGAUUCAAAGGUGGCGGUCACAGAAAACAAAGCCGAACCAGCAAGGAUCAGAGAGGAUGCUGCUGAGAUGGAAUCCCCUGUCGGGCAAGAGUACCAGCCAGUCACAGCAACAGACCCAAAAACACAUUACAUAGUUCUACCUCCUGUUCAACCCAGCGCUCCAUCAGUUAUAGAGGAGCCCAAAGAGCCAGAGGGACCCAAUGUGGAACUAGCAACCUCAGUUGAGGUUUCCCACAAACCAGCUUGCAAGCCCGCAGCCUUGCCGCUGGAGCCACUGCUGCCUUCAAAACCAGACCCAGAACUGCGGCCGGAACAAGAUCUCCAGCCAUCAGAAAAACCACAACAGGAGGGAGCAGAUGAGCAGAAACCAGCUGGGGUCGUGGCUGGUGGUCAAGAGAGUCCUGUCAACAAUAAGGAGCCAGUGUGUGAGGCAGAAAAUCAGCUAUGGGUGACUGUGGAGGAGACCACAGGGGAGACAGCAGCGGAAGGACGGAUGGAAAGUAGUGAGAGCACUGAGGAGAAGGAUCAGAAGCAGGAGGAGAGUGGUGUAACAGGGGGGGCUGAAGGUGGAAAGAAGAAACCACCAUCACCACAAGAGUUCACCUCUAGCACACACACUAGUGAAAAAUACAUCACUCCUCCACAUUACUGUGAGAUGAAGACAUCUCGACUUCCUACGUUACCAGAAGAAGAGACCUCUGACCUCAAGUCUUCUGAUGCUGCUCCAAUAGUGAGAGAAGGGGCUGAUGGGAAGGACGAUGCAGCUGAGGACCUGGUGAACUCCAGUCAGUCACUGCUCCAGUGGUGUCAGAAAAUCACCAACGGGUACCGGGGGGUAAAGGUCACCAACUUCAGCACAUCCUGGAGGAAUGGCCUGGCCUUCUGUGCCAUCCUACAUCACUUCCAUCCAGACAAAAUAGAUUUUGACCAGUUGGACUCUCAUGACAUCAAAAUCAACAACAAGAAGGCGUUUGACGGUUUCGAGGCUCUGGGCAUCUCUCGUCUGUUGGAGCCAUCCGACAUGGUGCUUCUGUCCAUCCCUGACCGACUCAUAGUCAUGACCUACCUCAGCCAGAUCCGCUCACACUUCACCAACCAGGAGUUGAGCGUGCUGCAGAUAGAGCACAACAGCAGCCAGUCCAGCUAUGGCAUCGCCCUCUCCAGUCCUGGUCCCACUAAUGUUGACGCUGCUGCUUUCUGCAUGGCCAGACUGAAUGAAGGAGUGAGCCUAGAAGAAGGAGGAAGCAGCACGUUGGUUGUUCCACCACCAAGGACCAAACGACUGCUUAAAGUGGACGAAUCAAUAACCCCAGUCUCAUCUCCAAGGUCGCUAAUCAAAACAGUCAAAUCUGGAUCUCAGGAUGAAGACACAAUGACUGAGUCUCCAGCAGAAAUCUCUAAUAAUACAGAGUUGCAGAGCCCGGCUGAGACACAGCCGACCAAACCAGAGGAUGAAACAAUGUGUCUGCAGGAUACCAGCCAGUAUGUGCUUAGUGAGCUGGCAGCGUUGGAGACGGAGCAGAAGCACAUUGAUAGCAGAGCUGCUGUGGUGGAGAGAAGACUGCGAAGCCUCAUGGAGACAGGAAGUGACCGCGACGAAGAGGAGAGGUUGAUCCAGGAGUGGUUUACACUGGUGAACAAGAAGAAUGCUCUGAUACGCCGACAGGACAACCUGGAACUCCUGCAGGAGGAGCAGGAUCUGGAAAGGAGAUUUGAGCUUCUGAACAGAGAACUUCGGGUUAUGAUGGCUAUAGAAGACUGGCAGAAGUCAUCCACUCAGCAGCAGAGGGAGCAGCUGCUCCUCCAAGAGCUUGUGUCUUUGGUCAACCAACGGGACGAGAUCAUCAGAGACAUCGACGCCAAGGAGAGAGGAGCACUAGAGGAGGAUGAGCGUCUGGAGCGUGGUCUAGAGAUGAGGAGGAGAAAAUACAGCAACAAAGAUAAAUGUGUCCUUCAAUGAGAAGAGAUGACAAACAGAUUUUACUGCUGAGUCCUCAAAGAUGAUUUUUGAUGGUUUGUUCUUGUUCAGAAUUUUUGCACACAAGAUAAAAACAGGACCUUGUGGCUCUGUAUUUUUUUAGUGCCUUCAUUUUCCUGAAGAACUGUUCACUGUCCUGAGGAAACCUGGUGGGCUGCAAACUGUUUUCUUUUAAAGGGUUUGCUCUGUUCAGUCUGUCUUAACAGAAAGGUAUUAUUUUGAUACUUUUCAUAUAUUUUUAUUUAUUUAUAGGAUGUGUCGGAUUUUUGUAGAUCUAUUGCAAAUAUGUUUCUUUGUGUGUUUGUGUGUUUUGGCUUGUCCUUUUUAUAAAGAGUAAGCUCCCCUUGCUGCAACAUGAGGCAGAAAUAUGCCAUGUCAUUGUAACUUUCAGGGAAAAUUGUUUACAGUAGUCUGCACACAUGAUGUGUCUGGUGAUCCAGAAUGUUUCCAGACAUUUUCACCCUGAAAGUGACGUGAAGUAUUUGGUGGUACUAUGCCAAGACAUUAGAUCUAAAAAUAACACUUGGUAAGUCAUGAGCAGGACUCAAAUCCACAAUUCUGAAAGUACAUGGUAAAUGCUUUCAACUGCAUGAUGAUCCCAAACAUCAUGUUUCAAAUCCCUGAAAAGUAUAACACACUUCUUGCAUUGUUACAUUUGGUUUCAUUUUUAAAAGUGACAUGUUGAAAGACUUCAUAUUAAGGAAUUAUCAAGCCUCGUGCACACACAAAGGAUGCCCAAUUUGGUUUCAAGCAUUUAUUUGAACUUAAACCCUGAAUGCCUUAAAGCACACAGACCUUCAUGAACUUCUUUCUUUUGACUACUUUGUUUUUUGUGUGCUGAUAAAGUGGUACUCUGCUUCUCAUCACUACUGUAGGUACCCAGUCCAAACCAAUCCAUGACAAAGCAGAUUCAAAAGUUCUAAGAAAAUAUAAUAAUAAAUAAAUUGCUGAGACAAA